Molecule: messenger RNA, 940 nt
Organism: Silurus meridionalis
Lineage: Eukaryota; Metazoa; Chordata; Actinopteri; Siluriformes; Siluridae
Gene: ripply1
Product: ripply transcriptional repressor 1
Exons: 4
Coding region: 84-554 (156 amino acids)
Biological process (GO): negative regulation of transcription by RNA polymerase II; embryonic pattern specification
Cellular component (GO): nucleus
Source: RefSeq, a predicted model, not a curated record
AGCUUCAUUCAUUCCUCUGUGCGCUUUACCUUCUCCUUCUCCGAGUUUUAUUCGUUCUCUCGAGUUUCUGGACUACCGACAGGAUGGAAUCUGCUUGUCUUGUCGUUUCCAAGAUGAAUUUCCCCGGAGCUCCGUCUUUAAGAGCGGCCCCGGCGGACCCACGCAUGGAACAGUCUCCAAUCAGCAGAAGGCCUGUCCUGUGGAGACCGUGGCUCAUGUCCGAUCAGGACUCGCAUACCGUGAGCAGGAGGACCAAGCUUAUCUGUCCUUAUUCCCGGCCGACGGUGCCAAGCAACACCAUGGCAGAUGGCAAAGCUCUGCCUUUCCAGCACCCUGUCAGACUGUUCUGGCCCAAAUCCAAGUCAUACGAUUACCUCUACCGCGAUGGCGAGGCUCUGCUGAAAAACUUCCCAGUCCAAGCAACCAUCUGCUUUUAUGACGAGUCCGAUAGCGAGGAGGAUGACGACGAGGAACAGGACGAAUGGGACGACGAAGAAGAUGAUGAAGACAAAGAGUGCCUCAAACCUCAAGGCCGUUUUUGCCAAUAUAACUAAUUUUUUUUUUUUUUCCUCGAAACUUUGCACCGUUACACCAGAGGAGCUUCGGAUGGUCCAUCAGGACCAGGAAUCGCUAAGAAAACUUCCUAAUAAAUUACAAACUGCACAGAUUGAAAAAAAAAUCCGACUUCAGGAUCGGACGGUUCUCCGGAUUGUAAUUUCCUCCUGGAAAUGUGUAACAGCAAGCAAAUGAUCCCACAUUGGGAUGAAUGUUUUGACUCAGGGUCCCUGCUUUUUAAAUGCAAGAUUUUUUUUAUACUUAUUUUAUUUCCUUGUCCCUAAUUUAUGUCCUGUAUAUAUCUACAUUUUUAUAUAUAUAUAUUUAUGUCCUAUUUUUUUACUUGUGUAUAAAUUACACAAUAAACCUAUACAUAAGAAGGAAA